This is a messenger RNA of Rotaria sp. Silwood1, 405 nucleotides long. The record is from the annotation of a GenBank genome assembly. NCBI's taxonomy places the organism in Eukaryota, Metazoa, Rotifera, Eurotatoria, Philodinida, Philodinidae.
AUGGUUCGACGUACACUUUGUGGUGUUAUCGAAAGUUCAAAUGAUCGUUGUGUUUUAGAAGCCGGUGAUGUUGUUAUUAUUACUCUCUGUGAUAUAACACUUUCGGAAUGGACUCGUAUUGAUUUUCCACAUAUACCUCAACGACAUAUUUUAUCAAAUAUUAAAUUAGAUGAUUGCAAUUAUUUUCCAAUACCAUUUACACUCUAUUAUAAUGAUAAAGAAAUUGAUCAAAAUCUUUGUUAUGGUAUACGAUGUGAUAUAUUAGAUAAAUCUAAACAAAUCAAAUAUAGUUCUGAAAGAUUUGUUCCGGUAUUAACUGAACAUUAUCCAAAAACAAAUGUAAAUAUUAUUGUUGGACCGCGAAAUAUAUCAUCGACAAAAGACAAGACACAUGAAGACAGUUAG